Messenger RNA from Paracoccidioides lutzii Pb01, 180 nucleotides. RefSeq lists its product as hypothetical. The record is from RefSeq and is a predicted model, not a curated record. The transcript has a single exon. The coding region runs from base 1 to 180 and encodes 59 amino acids.
AUGCAACCCGCGGGCCACCGUACGACGAAUCCCAAUGCCGUUGGAGAGGGGCAUAGUGAGACGGCCCAGUCUAAACGAAAAAAUCAUUCUGCUUCGGAAGAGCUAGAGAUCCUCUCAUUUCCUUCGUCGGAUGACUUGGUCAAAGGGAAGGUGGUAAUGGAGGAGAAGGGAAAUGACUGA